Prunus dulcis (almond) is the source of this 1031-nucleotide messenger RNA. Its product is annotated as phosphopantothenoylcysteine decarboxylase subunit VHS3-like. The transcript is spliced from 3 exons. Bases 193 to 705 code for a protein of 170 amino acids. The record is from RefSeq and is a predicted model, not a curated record. Lineage: Eukaryota; Viridiplantae; Streptophyta; Magnoliopsida; Rosales; Rosaceae.
CUCAGCCGCUCCAAGUCGAAGACCAAGAGGAAACAAAAGUAAGUCAAAAUCCUGAUCUUUCUUUUGGCCAAACAUAGCCCACGCUACGCCAGAAGCUCGACGCACUUCCCAAAACGGCCUCCACCGCUCCUCUCUGUCUCCCUAUAACUUAUCUGUAUUAUUUCCUACACAUUUACAUACAGUUUUAGUGCAAUGGAGAUCCAGAGUUUCUGCCACAGUGCUGAUGAUUUGAAGGGCAUUAUGCGCUGUUUGGUUGAAUCUUUGAUGGUGGAGACUGCUCUUCUUGCUCACAAGUCUCUUCUUUUACUACUUCUGCAGAUUGGGUCUUUGCCUGACGAUCAUGACAUAUUUCAAAACUCAGUGAAAACAUAUCAGAGGUUUCCAAUGUCCGAACUUAAUAAAGUGAAAGAGCCUCAUGCUGAAAACAACGAUGCAGGUGAAACAGAGGAUGAUGAUGACGAUGAUGAUGAUGAUGAGGACAGUGAUGAUGAUGAUGAAGAUGAUGGUGAUGAUUCAGAAGAAGAGAGCGAUGAUGAUGAAGAGGAUUCGGAUGACGAGGUUGAGGUUGAGGCUAAUGGCGAUGGAGAAAGCGAUGACGAUGACGAUAACGAUGAUGAAGACGAUGACGAUGAUGAGGAUGAUGAUGAAGAGGAUGAUGAUGAUGAAGAGGAUCAUUACCAGCUACCGUCGACAAGAAAGAAGUGAAGUUAAUGGUUCACCAUGUUUUAGGCUGCUUCUUUAGUAACUUGGGGCAGGUUGGAAAUUUUUUAUUGAUUAUUAUGUUAUAUUUGUUAAGAUAAGAGCGUUCAAUUGCUUUUAUGGUGGUAGAAAGCGUCUCUUCUUUUUAUUUAUUAAAUUAUAAUGUGUCCUGUGGCGAUUGUAGUUGUCUGGAGUUCUGUUAUCCAUAUUUACUGGCUCAUGAUCAUGUAUCUUAAAUGAGUGGCCUGCCAGUUGUCUCCACUGCUAAACUUUGUACCCUAUUCAAAGUGCAACUUAUCUUACCUUAUGCAAGUAUGUAGUUUCUUGUUCUU